Molecule: messenger RNA, 1827 nt
Organism: Solenopsis invicta (red fire ant)
Lineage: Eukaryota; Metazoa; Arthropoda; Insecta; Hymenoptera; Formicidae
Exons: 2
Coding region: 1-1827 (608 amino acids)
Biological process (GO): DNA integration
Molecular function (GO): nucleic acid binding
Source: RefSeq, a predicted model, not a curated record
AUGUUUCGUCAAUUACAUAUCCUAUCCGGGAAUUAUUGCAAACCAAGAAGAAAUUUGUCUGGUCCUCAAAAUGUGAAGCAGCAUUUAUUAAGCUUAAAAAGUUGCCAGCAAUCGCCUUUUGAUCCGUCCCUGCCAGUCACGGUAUCAUGCGAUGCAAAUCCAGUAGGAAUUGCAGGAGUACUGUCCCAUAUCAUCGACGGCGUUGAAAGGCCUGUAGAAUACAUGGCUCGUGCUCUCACGGCGGCCGAACGGAAUUAUAGCCAGCUGGACAGGGAAGCUGUUGCUAUCGUAUUUUCAAUUCAGAAAUUUUAUAGAUACUUAUAUGGCCGUUCGUUUACGCUAAUAACGGACAACCGUCCACUAACAAGAAUUUUUCAACAAGACGCAAAGCUACCUGCUAUCACAUCGACACGAUUACUACGUUAUGCAGCGUUUCUAAGCAAUUUUGACUACAAGGUAAAACAUCGGAAAGCAGAGGAACACGGUAAUGUCAACUACCUGUCACGAGCUCCGUGGGAAUCCAGUCCGGUGAUCCAGGAUGAAGAUGAAGAAAUAAACGAACAAGUAAUCAACCACAUUUCAACUAGUGCAAUCACAAGUGAAAUUAUAGCAGAAGAAACGAGCAAAGAUAAAGAACUUUCAAAGCUAAGAGAAGAACUUGCCUCCGGGAAAAUCUAUGAUCCAAUCUACAACCUACAUAAUAACAUUGUCUUCAGAGGUCGACGUGUUUUUAUACCCGCUUCCUUGCGCUCAGAAAUCUUGAAAGAACUACACUGCACUUAUCCUGGUAUAUCAAAAAUGAAAAAUUUGGCCAGACGAUACUGUUAUUGGCGCAAUAUCGACAAAGAAAUUGAAGAGCUAGUGCGCUCAUGUCCAGAAUGCGCAAAAAUACAAAACGAGCCAAAGAAAGUUAGCCUUCAUCAUUGGGAAGAUCCUAAAAUAAAUUUUCAACGCGUUCACAUAGACUACGCUGGACCAUUUCAAGGACAUCAAUUUUUUAUUCUUGUAGACGCAAAAUCGAAGUGGCCAGAGGUCAGAGUGACAGGAAGGAAUCCAACAUCUACUUCAACCAUCCAUUUUCUGGAAAACAUCUUUAGUUCACAUGGAUUACCGGAGGUGAUGGUAUCUGACAACGCUACAAUUUUUAAAAGCGAGGAAUUUAGGCAGUAUUGUAAAAAUAAUGGCAUUUUUCAAAAAUUCAUUGCUCCUGGACAUGCUGCUACAAAUGGAUUGGCAGAAAGAUACGUACAAAUUCUCAAAAGAAAAUUAAAAGCCAUGGAAAACAAACCAGGAACAAUAACUGCGAAAAUAGAAAAAAUUCUAUAUCGUUUUCGGGCCACACCAUUACAAGAAGGGAAAAGCCCAUCAGAACUCUAUUUAAACAGGCAAAUUAGAACAAAGUUAGACUUAUGGCACCCCUCACAUACAAGCCAGAACUUGAUCAAAAAUUCAAAUACAAGACAAUUAAGCGUGAGAAACAGAGUGCUAUCACGAGCAUACGGAAGAACCAAACAUGAUGGCUAUAUCAUAAAGCGACACAUCAACCAAUUACGGCUGUCCGGGAUUCCCAUGGACAACGUAGAAGAGAAAUCAGUCUGUGUUAAUCCAAAAAUCAGGUACUGGUAUCCAGUACAAGAUGACGAACCGGAAGUACAACCGCCGCAUCAACAAGCACAGGAUCCUGAAGAGAUGCCGAUUCCUCAAACACAGAGCACCCAAGCGGCAAAUGAACAGAACAUGUCUCGAGGAAACCAGAAACCAAUUCUUCAUAGAUCUGAAAGAAUCAGAAAACCUCCGACACAUUUAAAAGAUUUUGUUCAGAAAUAA